Molecule: messenger RNA, 639 nt
Organism: Eriocheir sinensis (Chinese mitten crab)
Lineage: Eukaryota; Metazoa; Arthropoda; Malacostraca; Decapoda; Varunidae
Exons: 2
Coding region: 143-463 (106 amino acids)
Source: RefSeq, a predicted model, not a curated record
CAGUUACUUAUAUAAAGACGCCGAACCUGUGUAUGGGCCAGAAACCCUUGGGACACCUCCAGGACUAGACAGAAGGAAGAGAACGGCGUACUUCAAGGAGAAUAUUUAGCACCUCGUUUGUUUGAGUUCCUUUCCCGCCACCAUGCAGAGGACUCUGAUCGUGGGACUGUGCCUGGUAGUCACUCUCGCCGCGGCCCUUCCAUACCCCGACCCCGCCGCGUUUCCCGUCCCUGUGGCUGUCGCAAUCCCUGACCCCGUGGCUGACCCUCUUGCUGACCCUAGGCCCAGAGGGUUCUUUGGUCAUGGGUUUGGAGGACACGGGUUUGGAGGACAUGGGUUUGGUGGACAUGGGUUUGGUGACGGCGGUUUCGGACAUGGGUUUGGUCACGGUGGCUUCGGGCAUGGGUUUGGAGGACACGGAUUCGGACAUGGCGGCUACGGACACCACCAUCACCACCACUAGGAUACAUGAAGAUACAUAAAGAGACUGCAAAAAGACACUGAAGGUUUGGUGUUGAGCGUUCUGAAGACGGCGAUAGAUUAGUGUUAUUUAUUACAGUCUGACGCUAUACGUGUGAAAUGUUUUUUUUUUAUAUACAUUUUUUAUAUUCAGAAAGUUUUAAUAAAGAAAUGAAAAGU